Messenger RNA from Cygnus atratus (black swan), 1098 nucleotides. It is a transcript of the gene ALG14, whose product is annotated as ALG14 UDP-N-acetylglucosaminyltransferase subunit. Gene Ontology annotation, cellular component: UDP-N-acetylglucosamine transferase complex. NCBI's taxonomy places the organism in Eukaryota, Metazoa, Chordata, Aves, Anseriformes, Anatidae. The transcript has 4 exons. The coding region runs from base 191 to 628 and encodes 145 amino acids. The record is from RefSeq and is a predicted model, not a curated record. Gene Ontology annotation, biological process: dolichol-linked oligosaccharide biosynthetic process.
AACUUAAUCACGGGGGCCACACCUCCUGCCGCACGGAGGACCAGCGGCACAGAAGCCCUCACCUCACGCCGGUGUCUGCCUGCCCUGGGGCUGUGGGGGCCGCCGUGCCGGGGCCCGCGCUCCCGCCCAGCGGGGAGCCUUGAGCCGCGCCGGCUGCCGUAGGCCGAGAGGUGCCGCCCGCGGCCGCGCCAUGGAGCCACCGCUUCCCCUGCUGAGCGGCACCGCCGCCAUCCUGCUCCUCCUCCCCCUCCUGCUCGUCCCCUUGGCGUUCCUGGCAAGGAGACGGCGUGGGCGGCGGGCGCCUCCCCUCAGCCUGCUGGUGGUGGCCGGCUCCGGAGGGCACACAACAGAAAUCCUGAGGUUACUUAGUUGUUUGUCAGAGUCAUACUCGCCUAGACAUUAUAUUUUUGCAGACUCAGAUAAGAUGAGUGAAGCUAAAAUACGUUCUUUUGAACAAAAAAGGGCUGAAAAGUUCUCCAAUUCCCAGUUCACCCUUGAUCGCAUUCCCAGAAGCCGCGAGGUUAGACAAUCUUGGACCUCCUCCGUGGUAACAACCCUGUACUCCAUACUUUAUUCCUUUCCUUUGACCUACAAACUGAAACCAGAUUUGGUAGAUACAGGACUCUAAGUGUGUGCACACAUCCUCUGUCCUGUCACUGGGAGGAAGAGUUGUGGCGUAUUCUGCUUGGUGGGUCUGGACCUCGGCUUUCUGAUGCUGAGGGCUGCCAGCAAAGCUGCCUGGUGAACUUGGGGAGCAACAGUGAGACUGAAACAGAGCUUCACAUGGGAAAUUUUUAGAGCUAUCAGAAACAAUUAAGGAAAAAGCCACCAUUUCUUCAGGCAUUCAGUGUUCUCUUCAACAACAGCAUGAAGAUACAGUGCCAAGUUACCUGCCUACCAAAGUCUGCCUUCAAUAGGCACGUGAAAGCCAAGUGCUUUUCCUUUUCUUCCUUUAUGAAGAAGAAAAGAAGAAAAAGGAAGAUAGCACUUCUGUCAACUCCUUCACAAGGAUGAUUGCUAGUAACAUAUACUGUCCAUGCAUGCAUUGCCUGUGUGUGCUUUGCUACAGUGUUCUUGUAGAUAAAUAUCAAAAAUAAA